GGCUGUCCAUCAGCUGAAACAGUCUCAGUUUGAACUCACACUGUAGAGGGGGAACACAUCAAGCAAUGCUUUGAAGAACAGCGCCACAUGACGAAGUGUCAAAUUUACUUAAUAACAGAUUCCUUUCGGUGGAGUGGAGGUGAAUUUUUGAAAAGGAUCUCUUUGCUUCAAUGUGUCUGACAGAGGAGUCUGGUGUUUUCCAUUGUCAAACACGUACCAGAUGACCAUCCUUGUGUCCACGCUGAUUCAGAGCAAAGCUAAGGUAGUUGCAGGUAAAGUGUCUGUGUAUGAUAAUGUUCCUGAGCUUCCCUCUGACUAUGGCUGAGGUCCCUGGCCCAUGCAGACACUCCAUCACUAGGGAACACCUGCUGACAGUUAGGCAACUGAUGGAUAACCAGUUAAGAAGUGGGUGUUCAAUAAACUACACAUUCAUAGAACGGAGGAGUUUGAGCAAAUGUUGCUUUGUAAAAGCUGCAUUACCCUGGAUACUGGAGCUCCUUACGACCCACUUCAAAUACAUUCGGGGUUCAGUAAAUGAUGGCUAUGUUCAGUCCCUGAGGGCGCUCAUCCUCAACAUCUAUUCUCAGAAAUGUGUGCCUUGGAUUAAUGAAGAGAUUGAGGAUAAACCAGAGAGUUUUGAAGUGCUCUACAGAGGGUCUCCUUCGGAUGCAUUACAGAAGGUCUUAGAAGUCUUAAUGGUUUACUGGGAGCUGGUAACGACGAGCGAUGCACCGGUUGACUGGAGGUGCCAGCAUGAAUACACAGAAACCUUUGGCUCUACCACAGAGUUAUACACAGAGUUAUACACAGAGUUAUACACAGAGUCAAUCACACAACACUUUACAGACAGUUAUGACAGAGAUUCUGUGCAGGCCUCUCAGAGAGAACCAGUCAGUGACCUGUACAAGCUGGGUUUCAUCAUCGCAUCUAUCUGUGGAGGACUGCUGUUCAUUCUUACUCUCUACUGCCUCAUCACACACAAGAAAACUUACAACCCUUAUGGAUCAAGAUUACAAACAAACGCAAGCACAGACCUGCAGGACAUAGAAAUUGAGGGACAGUAAUGCAGUCACUGCAGCAGCAGACAGAGCACUUGUGAACCUGAGUUUUUGUGUCAGUAUAUGUGUAAUGUAUCAUGCACACCUUUUGGAUAAGAAGCUUUGCUUGAUCUGAGACCAAAGAUGGAACUUAUUGUUAAUAAUGUGGUAUGUAUAUUAUGUUUAUGCAUUUUCUAUUGCAGAUAACUUUUUAAGUUCACAAAAAAAAGUGUUUUUUAAAGCAGUUAUGUAUGUUGAAUUAUGUGUUUCUAUUUGCUACAAGUUAACAUCAUGUUUUUAAUGUUAUUUGCCAAACAUUUCCAAGAAUUAUUUAUUAUCGUCACUUUAUUCAAUCACUGUAUUGGUAAUAAAAGUUAACUAUCGAUAACCAGCUGAAACUUUAUUUAGCUAACCAGCUGUCCAGUUCAUAACUGAACACAGUACAUUCACAUCUAAAGAGCGGGUCAUGUUCUCAUUAAAGGAUUUAUAGCCACUUCAUAGUAUCCACUGUUGUACAUUUUGUGUUGGAAUUUUUUUUCUCUUGCAAAAACUUGCAAAGUUUAUCAAUCUAAAAAGUCUUUACAUAGUUGCUCUUUUGUUAAGAGAAUUCGAUUUUUUAUGUGAUUGUUUUUUUUAAGUAUUUCAAAACUGUACAAACAGUUUCAAUAUGACUUCUGUACAAUAAUGUGUUGUUGGUUACGAGAAUAGUUAGGAAAUUAUUACAAUAGAUGCAUAUCACUGCUGCAGCUUCAAAGGAAAUGUGUUUUAUUACAUAUGGAGGUGACAGAUUUUAGUGGGAAUAAUAACACAAUUUAUUCAUACGCACGCAUUACAAUCAUUACUGCAUGGUAAUGACAAAUAACUGGUUAUAAUACUGAGAAAACAUAAAGGCUUUGUGCACGUGGGUUUCUCUAAUGCUGUCAGUUGCUUGUAUUCACUUGUAUUUACUCCAUGAUGGUCAGGCCAAAUGUUUUAUUUGUGUUAAUAAAUACUUUAAUGGUUUUCAGAAGAACUGGACAAUUCCCCAAAAAGUGAAACAUUUGCAUGUGGCUUUGAGAGGACCAAAUCAGUAAAUCAUGUCGAAGGAUGUGCAUAUGCAUGUGAGCUGGCCUCUGUUUUGUUUUCAAUGAAUUUUUGAAGAAAACAGAGGGAAAACACAGCUCUUCGACCCAUCGUCUGCAGUACCAACUGCAACCUGCAAAACAGCAUAAUCUAUAACACACUUAAUUUCACAUGCUACCGCUUAUCAGAGUGCAAACCACCGUUGCAUGGCAGUGAUCCAUACUUUAUCCCAAGACACUGCACCAUUACAAAACAAGUAAAGCAUUUCUCUAAUUCAAUUUAGUGCCUUUCUGCAAGGGAUUAAAGGCAGCUGUUGAAGAUGAAAAGGCAAGUUGUCUUCAACAAUAAAUAUGUGGGAACUGCUUAAGAUCAGUUAGAAGAAGUGGAGAUACCUUUUGACAGUCCUCUUUCCCAGCUCAUCUGCUUCUUACCUUCAAAUUAGAGGAAACCAAAUUAACUUGUUGUCAAAAACU
Molecule: messenger RNA, 2572 nt
Organism: Haplochromis burtoni (Burton's mouthbrooder)
Lineage: Eukaryota; Metazoa; Chordata; Actinopteri; Cichliformes; Cichlidae
Gene: csf1b
Product: colony stimulating factor 1b (macrophage)
Exons: 9
Coding region: 288-1064 (258 amino acids)
Cellular component (GO): membrane
Molecular function (GO): growth factor activity; cytokine activity
Source: RefSeq, a predicted model, not a curated record